This is a messenger RNA of Budorcas taxicolor (takin), 1248 nucleotides long. It is a transcript of the gene P2RX2, whose product is annotated as purinergic receptor P2X 2. The coding region runs from base 1 to 1248 and encodes 415 amino acids. Gene Ontology annotation, cellular component: plasma membrane; nuclear inner membrane. Gene Ontology annotation, molecular function: extracellularly ATP-gated monoatomic cation channel activity; ATP binding; purinergic nucleotide receptor activity. The record is from RefSeq and is a predicted model, not a curated record. Gene Ontology annotation, biological process: response to ATP; monoatomic cation transmembrane transport. Lineage: Eukaryota; Metazoa; Chordata; Mammalia; Artiodactyla; Bovidae. The transcript has 12 exons.
AUGGCGGCCGCCGAGCCCAAGCCCCCAACGGGGGCGGCCGCGGCCCGACGCCUGGCCCGGAGCUGCUGGUCUGCGUUCUGGGACUACGAGACGCCCAAGGUGAUCGUGGUGAAGAACCGCCGUUUGGGCAUCGUGUACCGCGCGGUGCAGCUGCUCAUCCUGCUCUACUUCGUGUGGUACGUGUUCAUCGUGCAGAAGAGCUACCAGGACAGCGAAACGGGCCCCGAGAGCUCCGUUAUCACCAAGGUCAAGGGCAUCACCUUGUCCGAACACAAAGUGUGGGACGUGGAGGAGUACGUGAAACCACCGGAGGGAGGCAGCGUGUUCAGCAUCAUCACCAGGAUUGAGGUCACCCCCUUCCAGACCCUCGGAACAUGCGCCGAGAGUAUGAGGGUCAGCAACGCCACCUGCGACUCGGACGAGGACUGUGUGGCUGGGCAGCUGGACAUGCUGGGAAACGGCCUGCGGACUGGGCGCUGCGUACCUUAUUACCACGGGUCCUCCAACACCUGCGAGGUGUCCGCCUGGUGCCCGGUGGAAGACGGGGCCUCAGUCAGCCAAUUUCUCGGUACGAUGGCCCCCAAUUUCACCAUCCUCAUCAAGAACAGCAUCCACUACCCCAAAUUCCACUUCUCCAAGGGCAACAUUGAGAACCGGAAGGGUGGCUACCUGAAGCACUGCACAUUCCAUGAGGUCUCUGACCUCUACUGCCCCAUUUUCAAGCUGGGGUACAUCGUGGAGCAGGCAGGGGAGAACUUCACAGAGCUGGCACACACGGGUGGUGUCAUCGGGGUCAUUAUCAACUGGGACUGUGACCUGGACCUUUCAGCGUCAGAGUGCAACCCCAAAUACUCCUUCCGGAGGCUGGACCCCAAGCACAUCCCAGCCUCAUCCGGCUACAACUUCAGGUUUGCCAAGUAUUACAAAAUAAAUGGCAGCAUUACCCGCACACUCAUCAAAGCCUACGGGAUCCGCAUUGAUGUCAUCGUGCACGGACAGGCGGGGAAGUUCAGCCUGAUUCCCACCAUCAUUAACCUGGCCACAGCGCUGACCUCCAUUGGGGUGGGCUCCUUCCUGUGCGACUGGAUCUUGCUAACAUUCAUGAACAAAAACAAGGUCUACAGCCAUAAGAAAUUUGACAAGAUGGUGGAUGCUCCCGAGCGGGGUGCGGGACCAGGGCUUUGUGCCUCCGAGCCUUCCCAACAGGACUGCGUGCUCACAGACGCCCGAGGUUUGGCCCAGCUCUGA